Pogona vitticeps (central bearded dragon) is the source of this 4131-nucleotide messenger RNA. Lineage: Eukaryota; Metazoa; Chordata; Lepidosauria; Squamata; Agamidae. The record is from RefSeq and is a predicted model, not a curated record.
AUGGCCUCUUCUACUGCCCUGCUACGUGGCAUUGAUGUGCCUGACAUCUGCAGGACUGCCACCCGGUCUAAUGUCUCCACCUUCAUCACUCACUGCAGACUAGACCUGAGGGCCAAGAAGGAGACAUGUUUCGGGAGAGCGGUGUUGACGUCUGUCCUCCAAGCCGUUGUUGUUUCAGCGGAGACUCCGAUUGAGGAGUUCACCCCGACGCCCGCUUUCCCAGCACUCCAGUACCUGGAAUCCGUGGAUGUGGAGGGUGUGGCGUGGCGAGCGGGACUGCGCACCGGAGACUUCCUGAUCGAGGUGAACGGAGUAAAUGUGGUCAAGGUGGGACACAAGCAAGUGGUCUCGCUCAUCCGUCAGGGGGGGAACCACCUGGUGAUGAAAGUGGUCUCUGUCAGUCGCAAGCCAGAGUCAGAGGACGUCGUUCGGAAGAAAGAGAAAUUGGAUGAGAUUUUGGCAGCCGCCGAGCCUUCGCUGAGAGCGGACAUUGUAGAAGCUGAUUCCAGGGCAGCCACUGUGAAGCAGCGACCGACGAGCCGGCGGAUCACUCCUGCGGAGAUCAGUUCCCUGUUUGAGCGGCAAGGGAUGGCAGCGCAUGGUGGAGCAGAGAAACCCCACAUUUCCCUACGGAAAGGAAUUCCAAGGACGAAAUCUGUAGGAAGAGUCUACGACACCAUCCGGUCCAGUUUUAAGCCCGGCUUGGAGGCCAAGCUGCACGGGCUGCCCCAGGUGAUCAGCGCGGCUGAGAUGUACGACCAAGCCAGGGCCUCUGCCGUCCCGUACCCAGAGAGGCAGAAGCGGGCCCGCUCCAUGAUCAUCCUGCAGGACUCCUCCCAUGUGCCCGUGGAACCCACCGACAUUCCCCGCCCGGGCCCUUCCGCCACCCCCCCGGAGAAGCUGAAGCGGAAGGGGCGCGUGGUGGACAACCCCUACGCCAACAUGGGCCAGUUCAAUGUCAGCGUCUUCGCCCCCACCAAGCCGCAGAGGAAGAAGAGUCCCCUGGUGAAGCAGCUGCAGGUGGAGGACGCCCAGGAGCGCGCAGCCCUCUCCAUCGUGGGGGGCUUCGCACGGGAGCCCUCCCCCACCCGGCGCAGCCAUCACCUGAGCGGAAUGGAGUACCCAGCGCCCCCGGUGGACGCGGCCAGCCUCCCCUUCACCACUGCCAUGGCUGGGGUCAUGAAGGACCGAGAGCGUCGCCUCGACGAAAAGCGGAAAUCCACUGUCUUCCUCUCCGUGGGGGCCAUUGAAGGGGGCCCCACCACCAUCGAGAUGCCAUCUCUGCAGCAGUCCCGCUCCAUCGACGAACGGCUGCUGGGGAGCCGAGAUGUGCUCCUGCCUUCGCCCGUCUCCGCUUUAAAGCCAUUAAUCAGCAGUUCCUCGUCAACGUUCAUCCACCCCCUCACAGGGAAACCCCUGGACCCCAACUCGCCCCUGGCGCUUGCGCUGGCCGCAAGGGAGCGGGCCCUUUCCAGCCAGGGCCCCUCCAGAGGGCCCACCCCCCUCCACAGCCCAGACUCCGACCGCGCAGCCCCCCUGUUUGUGGACGUCCAAACCAAAGAACCCGAGAGGGGGGACCUGGGGGGCCUGGUCUCGCCUGCGUACUCGCCGGGGGGCAAGGCACCCACACCGGGCACUUUGACCCCGACGCAGAGCCACUGGGGGACGCCAACAACUGUGAGGAAAGCGGGCGAGGCUCGCCCCGAGACGCCCAUCAAGGAGGAGAAGAAAGCAGAAGACAAGAAGUCCAUGAUCAUCAGCAUCGUGGACACGUCGCAGCAGAAGACGGCCGGCCUCGUCAUGGUGCACGCGACGAGCAACAGCCAGGACCUCGGGCUGGACGUGAUGGAGGAGAAGCCACCGGUCCCCGAGGCAGGCCCAGAGCCCUCGGAGCUGGCCGUGGCCGAGGCUCAGCCCAGCCCUGUGGCCAAGGCCCCCGUCAGCCCUGCCUCGGACAAGACCCUGGGGCAAGGGAGCUCGGAGGAGGAAGUGGAACCAUACACCGUGACUCUGCCCCCCGCUCAGCUGUCAUCGAGCGACGAGGAGACCAGGGAGGAGCUGGCUAAGAUCGGCCUGGUGCCUCCCCCGGAGGAGUUUGCAAACGGGGUGCUUGUCACCACCCCAGGCACACCUAUCAGCCAGCUGGCUGCCCCAGCAGUCGCCACGCCAUCCAUACCAGCGGCAGCAGUAGCACCUUCUACCACUGGUGGAACACCCUCAGGGAAGCCCUCGGAUGCCCCCACAGCCCCGGAGUCUGCCGCAGACUCCGGAGUGGAAGAGGUGGACACCAGGAGUUCAAGCGACCAUCACCUGGAGACCACAAGCACCAUCUCCACCGUCUCCAGCAUGUCCACGUUGUCCUCCGAGAGCGGGGAGCCCACCGACACCUACACUUCCUUUGCGGACGGACAAACUUUUAUACUCGAGAAGCCGCCAGUGCCUCCAAAGCCAAAACUCAAGUCCCAGCUCAGCAAAGGGCCGGUUACUUUCAGGGACCCACUUUUGAAGCAGUCUUCGGACAGCGAGCUCAUCGCCCAGCAACACGCGGCCAUUCUGGCUUCCGCCAGUGUUGGCCGCCCACGCUACCUCUUUCAGCGAAGGUCCAAGCUGUGGGGGGACCCCCUGGACAGCAGGCCGGUCCACGGGGCUGAGGACGACAAACCGACUGUGAUCAGCGAGCUGAGCUCCCGGCUGCAGCAGCUGAACAAGGACACCCGCUCUUUGGGGGAGGAGCCGGCUGGGGGCGCCUUAGACCCCGGGAAGAAGUCCCCAGUAGUGGCAGCACGACUUUUCAGUAGUUUAGGAGAACUGAGCACCAUUUCCCAGCGCAGCUCCGGCACCACCUACACCGUGCGUCCUGGCAGCCGCUACCCUGUCACCCGACGCACUCCUAGCCCGGUCAAGCCCGCUCUGGACAGGACAGACCCGCUCAGCAGCGUCCGGCCCUACGGGCUCACCCCGCCCACCAUCCUCAAAUCUUCCAGCCUCUCCAUCCCACAUGAACCCAAGGAAGUGCGCUUUGUGGUGAGGAGCGUGAGCGCCCGGAGCCGCUCCCCAUCGCCCUCGCCGUCCCCCACCGCCGCCCUGCAUACCCUCCACCCGCCUCGGCCCUUCCUGCAGAAGCCACUACACCUGUGGAACAAGUACGAUGUGGGGGACUGGCUGGAGAGCAUCCACCUGGUGGAGCACCGGGACAAAUUUGAGGACAACGAGAUUGAGGGCACCCACCUGCCGGCCCUGACCAAGGAGGAUUUUGUGGAGCUGGGGGUGACGCGGGUCGGGCACCGCAUGAACAUUGAGCGGGCACUCAAACAGAUGGUAGACAGCUGACCACCCCAGGCAGCGCCAGCCUCUGGGGAAGGGGCUGCGGGGGGGCUGUUUCUACUAGACGUAAGCCGGAACCCACUGGACACGCUUUCAAUUCUACUCUGACCACUGCACUGAAGGGGGGGGAGAGAGAGCUGACAAGCAUCUGCUGGGUCAGUCUCUCUCUCUCUCUCUCUCUCUUUCUCUCUCAAUAUCUCCUCCCCGACUCUCUCGCAUGCAUGCAUCCUUCCUUUGCCUGGAGAAGAGGAAGGGUGUGUGACGACUCAUUCCCCCAUAUGUUUGUCCAGGGGAGUCUGGCCUGCACAAUUCUGGAUGUGCCCUUGCCCAAGAGAGUCACUGCAGGACAGGUGGUUCUGGGGAAGGGAGAGGGGGCCCAGAUUUUGAGGACACCACUUGUGUGGGAUACCCAUAAGGAGUGCACGGAGCGGUGGAGGGGGAGGAGGGUGUUAUGAGAAGAGGCAGAGGAAGCACCGGGGAGGAGAUGGCGCAGCUCAGUUGUGCUGGGUCUGAGCUGCAUUGCGGCUCGUAUCUGCAUCAGUUUAUCCGGAGACAAAGUAGUGGCUUAAGGAUCUCUUUGGAAAGGGGAGGCGUCCCGAUGUAGGCAGGAUGCAGCCUGCUGGGGAGUGACAGAAAUGGCUAAGGAGACCUCUGGAACUCCCACCAGGCAGCACCUUCUGAGGGAGGCUGCAGGUCGGGGGGAGUCCUUGUGGCUCAGGGGUUAAACUGCAACGCUGCAGUGAAAACUCUGCUCACAACCGCUUUUGAUCCCAGCGGAUUCAGGUAGCCGGCUUAAGGUUCACUCAA